UCCGUCUGUUUCCACAACUUCCCCAUGUAACGUGCACAUAUUCUCUCCCUUAUCCGCCCACACGAUUAUUCCUGCCAGUAAAGUCUGCGGUCUCAUCAGCCUGGUUUAGGAAUAACCGCUAAAGCUGCAGCUUUUAUUGGGGGAACCGUUUAGCAAAUAGUUACAAUGCUUCGCCGACCCCAGUGAUAAACUCCCAUGUUUCUAUGUAACGUGACAACCGAGCAGAGUUUGGUCUGAGCUCUAGUCUGUGCCAAAUAGAACUAUGUAGAGUCAGCGCCACCUAGUGACACAUGCGCAUUAAGAAAGGAAAAUAAUCGCUUUUUGCUGUUGAAACUGGUUGUGCGCAGGUUUUGGGCAUUUGCAAAUUCGUACUGAUUUUUCUAAGAUCUAUGGAAUGAUAAACACGGGCAAAGAAUAAACCUUUACAUUGGUUUAAGUAAAGUAUGUUGGUGACUUUUGAAGGUGAUCAUUAUCCAUAUAAUUCCCCCGACCAAAGAUUAUGAUUCUGACGUCACCAAGGGUUUCAAAUGAGCCAAUCGGAGGUCAGCAAUAUUUUAAAGUAGCCAAUAGCACAACCAUGUCUAAACAUGUACAAUUAGAUCUGUUAGAGAGCAAAUAUACACGCCGUAUAUCAUAGUUAUCGUGUUGUCUAUUGUUUCCCUGUCUUUCGCCAUUCAUUAAUGGAAAUCAAAUCGCUUAUUUCCUCAACACGUGAAAUUCACAGUCGAUUGGUGGCUAUAAGAAUUCGCUUAUGAUCGAUAUAGUCCGAGAAUAGAAUCUAGUGAUGAAAUGUAUUGCAACAUAAGCCAGAAAUAAUUCCCAAACCAUUGAUUCCCCAUACCCUAUUUUAAUAAUAAUAAAUCAGGGCAAUGUGUAAAAAUAAUUGGAUGAGAUUCAAUAUUUCAGUUACAUAUUAAAGCUUAAAUAGCAAAUAACACGGAUUUUGCAGACGAUAUUAAAAUGUGGUUUAUUUGCUGAUUGGAGAAAAUGAAUGAAUCGAAGUAAAAGAAACCACUAACCCCGCCUAAUUGUUCAGUUCCCUGUCAGGUCGGCUGUAGUGACAUAUAAGGCGCAGCUGAACAGUCGACUCCACAGUCUGUAUAGAACAGAGAAUUUGCAGCAAUGUCAGGACGCGGCAAAGGAGGAAAAGGUUUGGGCAAAGGCGGCGCCAAGCGGCACAGGAAGGUCCUGCGAGAUAAUAUCCAGGGUAUCACUAAACCCGCCAUCCGCCGCCUGGCCCGGAGAGGGGGAGUCAAGCGCAUCUCAGGCCUCAUAUACGAGGAGACUCGUGGCGUUCUCAAGGUUUUCCUAGAAAACGUCAUCCGGGACGCCGUCACCUACACCGAACACGCCAAGAGGAAGACCGUUACCGCCAUGGAUGUGGUGUACGCUCUCAAGCGCCAGGGCCGCACUCUCUACGGCUUUGGGGGUUGAAUUCUCUACUGCCGCUAAUCUUAUAUCCAAAGGCUCUUUUCAGAGCCACCAA
Xenopus laevis (African clawed frog) is the source of this 1486-nucleotide messenger RNA. RefSeq names its product histone H4. The transcript has a single exon. Bases 1123 to 1434 code for a protein of 103 amino acids. NCBI's taxonomy places the organism in Eukaryota, Metazoa, Chordata, Amphibia, Anura, Pipidae. The record is from RefSeq and is a predicted model, not a curated record.